This is a messenger RNA of Fusarium keratoplasticum, 1233 nucleotides long. RefSeq names its product Biotin synthase. The record is from RefSeq and is a predicted model, not a curated record. Gene Ontology annotation, cellular component: mitochondrion. NCBI's taxonomy places the organism in Eukaryota, Fungi, Ascomycota, Sordariomycetes, Hypocreales, Nectriaceae. The coding region runs from base 1 to 1233 and encodes 410 amino acids. Gene Ontology annotation, molecular function: biotin synthase activity; 2 iron, 2 sulfur cluster binding. The transcript is spliced from 2 exons. Gene Ontology annotation, biological process: biotin biosynthetic process.
AUGAAGCCCGGUGCCUCUCUCCGCCUGAGGGCCCUCCGCCCGGUGACGAGCGGUCGCCUCCCGCUCCCCGCUUCGGCGAGAUGGCAACACCCGCGAGCCAGAGCCAUGUCGACCGUCGUCGACUACGUUCGGCCAUCGCAGCCGCCUCCUCCCCCGGCGGGAGCGCACGACGCGGUUGAGAAGCAGCGGGCUGAGAGGAGGAAGCAGAUUAUGCGGGAGGCCGUCACGGCGAACACGGUCCGACACGACUGGACCAAGGAGGAGAUUGCGGCCAUUUACUACCAGCCCGUUCUGGAGCUGGCGUACCAGGCUAGCACCGUCCACCGUCGAUGGCACAACCCCGCCGAGGUGCAACUUUGCACCCUCAUGAACAUCAAGACGGGUGGCUGCACCGAGGACUGCUCCUACUGCGCCCAGUCGACCCGGUACCAGAAGGGCACCAAGGUGCCGGCCAAGAGGGUUGAGAGCGUCGAGAGCGUGUUGGCGGCGGCGCGGACCGCCAAGGAGAAUGGCAGCACCCGAUUCUGCAUGGGUGCCGCCUGGAGGGACAUGCGCGGGCGCAAGAACAGCCUCAAGAACAUCAAGGCCAUGGUCGAGGGCGUCAAGGGCAUGGGCAUGGAGGUCUGCGUGACACUGGGCAUGAUCGACGCCGAGCAGGCCAAGGAGCUCAAGUCGGCCGGCCUCACGGCGUACAACCACAACGUCGACACGAGCCGCGAGUUUUACCCCUCCGUCAUCUCGACACGCAGCUACGACGAGCGCCUGCAGACGCUGAGCCACGUGCGCGACGCCGGCAUCAAGGUCUGCUCGGGCGGCAUCCUGGGUCUCGGCGAGUCGAGCGAGGACCGCGUCGGCCUGCUGCACACCGUGUCCACCAUGCCGAGCCACCCCGAGAGCUUCCCCGUCAACGCCCUGGUGCCCAUCAAGGGCACGCCGCUGGGCGACCGCCCCAUGGUCGAGUUCACGAGCAUGCUGCGCACCAUCGCCACGGCCCGCAUCAUCAUGCCUUCGACCAUCAUCCGCAUCGCCGCUGGACGCAAGACCAUGUCGGAGGAGAAGCAGGCCAUGUGCUUCAUGGCCGGCGCCAAUGCCAUCUUCACCGGCGAGAAGAUGCUGACGACCGAGUGCAACGGAUGGGACGAGGACGCCGCGAUGUUUGGCCGCUGGGGUCUGGAGCCCAUGAAGAGCUUUGAGAAGUCUCCCCAACCGGCCCCCGAGGUGAGAGUUCUGUAA